This is a messenger RNA of Cyclocybe aegerita, 1047 nucleotides long. The record is from the annotation of a GenBank genome assembly. Lineage: Eukaryota; Fungi; Basidiomycota; Agaricomycetes; Agaricales; Hemipholiotaceae.
AUGUACUCCUACAACGGUAACAUGUACGCCAACAGUGACACGUAUUAUGCCAACAGCACGCACCCGAGCAACAGCGCGCAUCCCGGUGGCAACGCGUAUGCCAACACCAGCCAUUUCUAUUCACCCACCACCAUGCCGGCCCCCAAUGGGCUCGUCUAUCCAAACAGCCCCAUGUAUCCCACCAGCAGCAACAUUAAUCCGGCUAUUGGACCAGGAAAUAUUCUUCCCAACAGUGCCCUUGGAGCCCAUCGGGCGCUUCCCCACUUCCCCACGCGUCCAUACAAUUAUGAAGACCCGAAUUAUCUUGACGCCCUUGUCGCCAAGUGGCGAUCCUUAGGACGUAUCCCAGUUGAAAUGACAGAGCCAUCCCUUUUGCACUCAUUCGCCUUCACUCUUGAACAUCGUGAUUUGGUCCCAAGCAGCAAUUCAAACGGGCAGAUUACUCAGGAGCAAAAUCUCAGGAACCUCUUGACUGCGAUCUACCACAGCUCUUCCUACCCUAAUGGAAUAUCUAGGGCCUACACCGUUUACACCGUUGCAUAUUCGGUUCUUAACAUUGGGUUGCCUGCUGCAUAUGGCAACUCGGCUCCUAGGGGUAACACCCGACCAAGAGUUGAGCAAGAUGCAAAGGAGAGAGAUAUCCAGUACCGGCUCGUGUACGCCUACCCUGGUGAGCGCCUACCUGAGCGAAGCGAGACCGGUUGGCCAGAACCUCUCCAAUGUGGCGAAAUGCUCUCCCUUCCAGGAGUAUUCCAGAGGCUUGAGAACUACAAAGGCGAGAAGAUUCUGAUUAACUCGCUUGCACUGCAGUACAGGGGUAGAAAACAAGGAUUCUGCGAGAAUUGUGCCUUGUACGUCACGGAUACCGUGAUAACCUUUCCUGGUUUGCGGGUGGUGGACGAGGCAACCGGAAUCAUCUAUCAGUCCAAAGCUACGAGAGGCAUUUGGGGGGACGGGAUAAUCAGCCAUGUGGAAGCUAUUCAGAAAACGAGGAUACGUGAAUCUUACCGCCCGCAUUACAACGGUAGCCCCGAACAUCGAGUUUAA